Malassezia vespertilionis is the source of this 714-nucleotide messenger RNA. RefSeq lists its product as uncharacterized. Gene Ontology annotation, cellular component: membrane. Lineage: Eukaryota; Fungi; Basidiomycota; Malasseziomycetes; Malasseziales; Malasseziaceae. The record is from RefSeq and is a predicted model, not a curated record. The transcript has a single exon. Bases 1 to 714 code for a protein of 237 amino acids.
AUGCCUCAUAACGCGCUCGAGGUGCAUGCGGCACACAAGCGAAAGGUCGAUCCGAAUGACUGCCGCUUAUUUGGGCCCGCGGCGAUCACUGUGCAAUUGCUGAUGGGAAUGCUCGUUAUAGGCACUCUGGUUCACAAGCGCCAAUGUGAGCAUCCACGCCGGCCGUGGCGUACAUGGUCCCUUGAUGUAUCGAAACAGCUGAUCGGGCAACUCGGCAUCCAUACCCUGAAUGUGAUGUACAGCCACAGCGAGACCCAAGAAGAAGGCGGCAACCCGUGCUCGCUGUACUUUGCAAAUUUUGUGCUGGACGGCACGAUUGGGAUUGUACUGCUGUACUAUUUGAUGCGCUGGUUUACGUAUUUGCUAUCGGAUGUGUUGCACCUGCGCGGUCUAGUGAGCGGCAUUUAUUCUGUGCACGCGCCCGAUCAGCCUGUGCUGGGGUUGUGGCAGUGCUGGAUUCGGCAGACACUCACGUACUUGGCGGCACUCCUACUCAUGAAAGUCGUGGUUAUUUUUGCUCUGGACAGAAUCGAUGUGGCUAUGAUAUUCAGCGAAUGGCUGCUGGACUUGUUUGGCAAGCACCAGGCGAUGCAGGUCGUGUUUGUCAUGGCAGUCUUCCCGCUGUUUAUAAAUACGUUCCAGUUCUGGCUCAUCGAUACGAUUUUGUCGCGCAAGCCAGAGUACCAGGUAAUGCUCCGCGAAGAGAGCGCUUAA